Molecule: messenger RNA, 463 nt
Organism: Microbotryum saponariae
Lineage: Eukaryota; Fungi; Basidiomycota; Microbotryomycetes; Microbotryales; Microbotryaceae
Source: the annotation of a GenBank genome assembly
AUGAUCAUGCUCGGCCUCGGAAGCCCUCGUGCGGCCAACUCGCUCCGACACGGCAUGACGAGUGGAAGUAUUCGUGCGACGCCGGCUCUGGCCCACCGUCCAGUCGUAGGUCGUUAUCACCGCCAUCAGCCUCGGAUUUCGAUCAGUCACUCACUCUUACAUGUCUUGGUGAUGGCAGAUGCAAGCACAACAGGUGCAACAGCCCCAACGUCGCACCUACGUCGAGAGCGUCGGUGGGCCCGGCAGCAACACGCCGCGCAAGAUGAUUGACGACAACCGCGCCAUCAUGUUGGGUCUCGCUGCCGGUGGACUCGGCUUGGUCUGGUAUCUCAUGUAUGGGGGAGGUCCCAACUCCGUGACUCCACCUCCGACGUCUCCGAGCGAUGCAACAAUCCCACGUCCACCGAUCGACGCCGGAUCGAGCGGGCCCGCCCCUGGUCCGCUCAGUACGAGCGGUCGCUGA